AUGGGUGUUAUCCUACUACCAGCGUUGAUAUCGGAUAUUGAGAAAGUGUACGAUGUUUAUUUCGCAGCCUUUAAUAACGAGCCAAUGGGAGAGAUCAUGCUCAGCAUACUUUUCCCUGGAGGCAUUACCCCGGAGUUCCGAAAGGAGCAUACCAAAGCAACUCGAGACUGGUGGCAUAAAAGCACCACCCAAUACACAGUAAAGGUGGUGGACGUUGAUAGUGGUGAAAUAAUUGGCAUGCUGCUUGUUGAUGGCUUUCUACAAGAGCGCUCUGUGGAAGAACGACAAUGGACUGGGAUACCUUGGCUUGAAGGUGCUGAGAAAGAGCGGGCUGAGGCCAUCACCCGCCCGCUGUGGGAGAUGAGAGAAAAGCUGUUUGGCGGAAGAAAAUAUAUCUAUGUCCACGUCGUAGGAAUCACACCGUCCUUCCAAGGUCUCAAGGCCGGGGCAGCUAUGAUUGACUGGGGCGUCAGAGUAGCGGAUACUUCGAAUUUGCCAAUCUACAUUGAGGCUUCCCCUUCCACAUGGACACUGUAUGAGCGUUUUGGGUUUGAGAGAAUAGGAGAAAAGCUAGUACACUCAAAGGAGCUUACCCGGACUGAUGACGAUAUUGAGGUGCCUCUAAUGGUCAGAAUGCCUGCUAUCGCACAUGGCAAGAAAUUUGAUGAUUGGAGAGCUGAGGGAUUUCCACCCUUCCAAGAAUAA
Messenger RNA from Exophiala aquamarina CBS 119918, 705 nucleotides. RefSeq lists its product as uncharacterized. The record is from RefSeq and is a predicted model, not a curated record. Gene Ontology annotation, molecular function: acyltransferase activity, transferring groups other than amino-acyl groups. The transcript is spliced from 2 exons. NCBI's taxonomy places the organism in Eukaryota, Fungi, Ascomycota, Eurotiomycetes, Chaetothyriales, Herpotrichiellaceae. Bases 1 to 705 code for a protein of 234 amino acids.